UACAGCCCUGCAUCACCCUCUCUCACUCCCAGCAGUUCAGCUUCUACCGUGUCACCACCACAACCCUAAAACCUAGUGCAAGCCUUCACCACAAAUGGCCAACAAGAUCGUCAUCAUUGGCACCGGAUUUGCCGGUGUCUGGAGUGCCCUCUCCGCGCGAUCUUUGAUCGACCAGGCCAAUAAGGCCAGCGAGUUCGAGAUCCUAGUUGUUGCCCCGGAGCCCGUGCUGGUCAUGCGUCCACGCCUGUACGAGUCCAACGCCUCCAGCUUAGUCCACAGCCUUGACGCUCUCUUCCAAGCUGCAGACAUCAAGUUCAUUCCCGGCACCGUCCAGGCCAUCCAUCCCGAUGCGCAGACCAUCGCUGUGCGGCCGACAUCCGGCACCGCAUCGAGCAUCACCAUCACCUACAACCGCGUGAUCCUAGCCGCAGGUAGCUCCGUCAUCCGGCCCGACAGCGUCCCCGGCCUACAGCAACACGCCUUCGAUAUUGACUCGCUAGCCUCCGCCAUCAAACUAGAAGCCCACCUCGAAGGCCUGGCGUCCCGGCCCGCCAGCCCCAGCCGCGACACCGUCGUCGUAUGCGGCGCCGGAUUCACGGGGAUCGAGCUGGCCGCGGAACUCCCCAAGCGCCUCCAACACCUCGCCAACCCCCGCAUCAUUCUCGUCGACAACGCACCGGAGCUAGGUGCCACCCUGGGCGCCGGCCCCCGCCCCACCAUAACCGCCGCCCUGGACGCCCUCGGCGUCGAAACCAAACUAGGCUCAGGCAUCGCUGCCGUCGACCCCUCAGGCGUCACGCUCUCAUCAGGCGAACGCAUCCAAACCAACACCGCCAUCUGGACCGCCGGCGUCAAGGCCACCCCACUAACGCAGCAGAUCCCGGGCCCUCGAGAUCGCUUCUCCCGUCUGCACGUCGACCCGUAUCUACGGGUCCCCUCCGCGAAGGGCGUCUUCGCCUCAGGAGACGCUGCGGCCGCUCUCGCAGACGGCAAACGUAAUUACGCGCUGAUGUCGUGCCAGCACGCGCUGCUGCUCGGCCGGGUAUCCGGCUACAACGCGGCCGCGGAGCUCCUGGGCCAACCGCUUGUGGAAUACUCGCAGCCAGCGUAUAACUGUUGUCUGGAUCUGGGGCCGUGGGGGGCGGUCGUGGCGGGCGGCUGGGAUGAGAAGAGGGUGAAAGUUUCUGGUGAUUUGGCGAAGCGUGUUAAGAUGCGUAUCAAUCAGGAGUUGAUUUAUCCGCCUGCUGGUCUUGAGGAUGCGCUGGCGUUGGCUGGGCCGGUGCAGCCUGAUUCUGAUCGGUUGUUUGAGCAGUUGAUUCGGGUGGUGGGUUAGUGAUUUUGAGGAUGGUUCUCAUCGCCCAUCUUCAUCAUGGGAAUGUGCGCGGGAUGCUUU
This is a messenger RNA of Aspergillus candidus, 1393 nucleotides long. Its product is annotated as NAD(P)/FAD-dependent oxidoreductase. The transcript has a single exon. Bases 95 to 1333 code for a protein of 412 amino acids. Gene Ontology annotation, molecular function: NADH dehydrogenase activity. Lineage: Eukaryota; Fungi; Ascomycota; Eurotiomycetes; Eurotiales; Aspergillaceae. The record is from RefSeq and is a predicted model, not a curated record.